AUGAGCUCUUUGCGUCCCCGAUGGGGCGCCAUACGGUCCUUCCUCGCUCUCGCUCCUGUGAUCAUUGUAGUGCCAUGGAUUGCGAUGAAACACCAAUAUGCAUUGCCGGCGCCAAACAUUGACCAAAUAAACCCAGUCACGUCUCUUCCCCAAAUAUCUGAGGCUACCAUUCUCAGUUAUGCAAAAUAUUUGUCCGAAGAUAUCGGGUAUCGUACACCGGGUACCUAUGAACAUGCAUUGGCCGAUAAGUGGAUGGUUGACAAGGCUACUGAGCUGAAGGAUGAAUGUGAUAGGAUUGUCAAAGAGUACCCUGAGAGAAAUUUGGAGUGCGAAGUGUGGAGACAACAAGGCAGUGGAAGUCAUCGUUUCGAUAUGAUGAAUAAACGACUGUAUAAGCAUUAUGUGGAUCUUUCCAACAUCAUUGUACGCGUUUCAGACGGGACACUGGCAGGCAAAGAGCACGCCGUACUUGUCAAUUCUCACCUGGAUAGUACUUUACCCAGCCCAGGCGCAGCUGACGAUGCGCUAGCUGUUGGUGUGAUGACAGAGUGUUUGAGAGUCUUGAUAGAAACGCCAAACUGGUCACCGAGACAUGCUAUCAUAUUCUUGUUCAAUAAUGCUGAGGAAUCGUUACAAGAUGGCUCUCACCUUUAUUCUACACAGCAUCCUACUGCAUCCACGGUACGGGCAGUCGUUAAUUUAGAAGCUGCUGGAACCACAGGACGUGAAUUAUUAUUCCAAGCAACUUCUGAACAAAUGAUUGAAGCAUACUCUCAUGUGCCAAGUGCUUCCGCAUUCGUCUUCUUCUGGCAUCAUCCUAUCCGAGUUAGUCUUUCUUCCCUUGAUUUGUCUACUAGCGUUAAACCCAAUCUUGACAGUACCGAUUUUCGACAAUUUGAACAUUAUUUGAAUGUCACAGGGCUGGAUAUGGCUGUCGUAGGGAACAGCUAUCUCUAUCAUAUGCGCAAAGAUCUGGUUGAGAACAUUCAGCCAGGGGUAGCUCAGCACAUGGCCGAGAACACUCUCGCAUUGUUGCAAUAUCUCUCAUCCACGGAAUCUCCUUUGCCGUCGUUGACAGCCGGUUACAGUCGUCCCACUACUGUGUUCUUCUCGCACAUGGGCUUCUUUUUUGUUUACUCUUUCCAGACGGCACGGUUACUAUAUUCGUUGUUAUUCGUCUCAUCAGUAAUACUCGUUCAAGCGAUAUCCGUAGAUCAUGCCCCUGCACUAAGGAAAGGUCGAGGUGUCUUCGGGGAACAUGUUAGAGGAAUAUUCGCCGUAGGCGCAGCCGUCCUGGGUGCAAUCAUAGCAUCCAACAUGCUUGCCCUCUUCAUGCAAUUUGUGCUAGGUAAAGGCAUGAGUUGGUUCACAAAUGAGCUUGCGCCUCUAGUAUUAUAUGGACCAGCGGCAUUUAGUGGUGAGAUUUCAAGUUGCUUCGUUGUCAUGAAUCCUGGAAUUGAACUGCCUCGAGGUGCUCUCAUUUCGCAGCUAUUUUUCGGCCGGAUACAUGAGAAGACUGUUUUCACCUCGCUACUUCUAUUGCAGUCUUUCCUUGCUGCGGUACUACAACUUGCAGGCGUUGGCUCCAGCGCAAUGUUUUUCCUGUCAGGUCUUUCGGUAUUCUCUGCUCUGCUAGUCAACACAGUAAUAUCUCGAGGAGACAAUAUUUCUCUGUGGACAUAUGCAUGUGGUCAACUAAUCCCUCUAUUGACUGGGACUCAGCUUACCGCUGCUACAUUGGAUGUCUUUGUCCCUUUGACUGGCCGUAUCGGAAGAGAAGCUCCAGCUGAACAUAUCAUUGCUACCAUAGUGGCAGCUAUGACAUGUUAUACGCUUCCACUAUCGUUAUCUUUUGCACAUCGAUUUGGCCAGCGCACGUUGACUCGGAUCUUGAAACUUCUUGUUCUUGCUACUGGUGUCUCGAUGGCUAUUUUUUCUAUGAAGUCUCCAUUUGAUUCCAUGCAUCAGAAGCGAUUAUUUGUACUUCACCUGGAAAAUCUGAACACACAAGAGCAACAUCUCCAUAUAGCUGCAGCUGACGGUGCUCCUGGGUUUGGAGAACUGGUGGCUGACAUUGCACUGCAGUUCGGCGGUCCUGGAGCAUCUGCAGCCGCCGUCAUCAUGGAUGAUAAUAACAGCGACUGGGACACCCUAUACCCGUUCUCGGCCUUCCUGUCUCCACAUAAGAUUGGUUUGCCCUUAGAUCCUUCAUACAUGACAUCGUUGCCUGCUGAAGACAAGUUCACUGUCACUGCUAUCAACCAUAGCAUAGAUGAAACUGCAGGCACCAGGACUCUCACCCUGGCCAUCGACCAUCCUGGUAUCAUUUGGACAGUGGUUGCUUUUGACGCUCAUGUUUUGAAGUGGACUUUGGAUGAUCACCCGCCUGACGAAUUCGCUAGGCACCAUAUCAAGGAAGCGUCAUUCUAUGGAACUGAUACAUGGACGGUGGAAAUGACUAUCAAACUUCCGGACGGUUCUUCUACGAUGGAUGAAACCGGCCUGAAAGUCAACUUCAUCGGAAUUCAGGAGAAGAGAAUGUGGCCCGCAAAGAAAGCCAUCAAGGCUGAAGGUGGGCGCGCGAUGAAACUUUUUGAAGAGUUCGAUGAGUGGCUGGACUCAAAAACCGGGGGUACUGUAGACGCCCUUCUCCUUGGCUGUGUUAGUGGUGAAACGGUCGUGUGA
Molecule: messenger RNA, 2685 nt
Organism: Serpula lacrymans var. lacrymans S7.9
Lineage: Eukaryota; Fungi; Basidiomycota; Agaricomycetes; Boletales; Serpulaceae
Exons: 16
Coding region: 1-2685 (894 amino acids)
Biological process (GO): proteolysis
Molecular function (GO): metalloexopeptidase activity
Source: RefSeq, a predicted model, not a curated record